AUGGUGCAGGCCGCCCAGAAGGCGGCCCGCAACGCGCAGGCGCUGCAGGUGGCCGUGGCGCAGGCCCAGGAGCAGGACCGCGCCGCGCAUGCGGAGGUCGAGCUGGAGACCCGGCAGCGCGAUCGCGAGCUGUCGGAGAAGAAGCGCCGGCUAGAAGCUGAGAUGGAGGCCAAGGAACGCGUGAUCAAGGAGGCCACCGAGGCCCAGCUGUCCGAGGAGCAGGCCGCCGAGCAGGCGACGCGCGCCGCUGGGGCCGAGGCGCCCGCGCGCGCCGCGCAGGCCGAGGCGCAGGCGGCCCGCGGCGCGCAGGCCCUGCUGGUGGCCGCGGCGCAGGCCUCCGAGCGGGCGGCCCGGGAGGCCAGGCAGCGCGAGCUCGCGACGACCGCCGAGGCCCAGCGUGCCGAGGAAGAGGCCUCCGAGGGGGCGGCCCUGGCCGCGCAGGCUGCGGCAAUGCAGGGGGCCAAGCGGCUCCAGGAGGCCACCGAGGCCCAGCGGGCCGAGGAGCAGGCCGCCGAGGAGGCGGCCCGCGCCGCGCGCGCCGCGGAGGAGCAGGAGGGCAAGCUGCGCGUGCUCACCAGGGCCGCCGAGGCCGAGCGGGCCGAGCAGCAGGCCUCCUCGCAGGCGGCCGCGGCUGCCCUCGCCACGAGUGCUUCGGCAGAGCAGGAGGCCAAGCUGCGCGAGCUCAGGGAGGUCGCCGAGGCCCAGCGGGCCGAGGAGCGUGCCGCCGAGCAGGCGGCCCGCGCCGUGCAGGCCGAGGCCGAGCAGGCGGCCAAGCAGCGCGAGCUCAAGGAAGCCGCCGAGGCCCAGCGGGCCGAGGAGCUUGCCGCCGAGCGGGCGGCCCGCGCCGCGCAGGCCGAGGCGGAGGCCCGCGAGGCGCAGGCCCUGCGGGCGGCCGCCGAGCAGGCCGCCGAGCAGAGCCGCGCCGCGCAGGCUGCGGCCGAGCAAGAGGCCAAGCAGCGCGAGCUGGAGGCGCGGGAAACGAAGCAGAGGCUCGAGGCUGCGCUGGAGGCCAAGCAGCGCGAGCUCGGGGAGGCGAUCGAGGCCCAGCAGGCGCAGGAACGGGCCGCUGCCCAGCAGGCAGCCCGCGCCGCGGAGGCCGAAGCGCUGGCCAAGGCGGUGCAGGAGCGGCAGGCGGCCGCGGCGCAGGCGGCCGAGCAGGAACGCGCCUCGAAGGAGGCGCAGGCCCGCGAGGAACAGACCCUGCAGGCGGCCGCCGCGCAGGCCGCCGAGCGGGAGCGCGCCGCGCAGGAGGCGCAGGCUCGCGAGGAGCAGUCUCGGCAGGCAGCCGCGGUGCUGGCCGCCGAGCAGGAGCGCGCCGCGCAGGCCGAGGCCGAGCAGCAGGCGAGGCAGCGCGAGCAGGAGAUGCUGGAGCAGCGGCAGAGGCUGGAGGCUCAGCUGGAGUCCAAGCAGCGCGAGCUUCAGAAGAGCACUGAGGCCGAGGAGGCGAAGAUUCACGCUGCCGAGCAGGCGGCCCGUGCCGCAAAGGCCGUGGACAGCGUGCCCGGGUGCUACGUGCGCAUACCUUCGGGGUGCCUCCUCAUGAGGAGCCAGAUAUGGAAAAAGGACACGUGGGCGGAGAAGCACGGCGUCGACAAGAAGGGGUGCGAGAAGCGCAAGAGUGUGUGGGACAGCUACUGCGACUCAAAAGACACGGAGAUGGCUUUCGUACCCGACGAGAGCCAGUAG
This is a messenger RNA of Prorocentrum cordatum, 1686 nucleotides long. The record is from the annotation of a GenBank genome assembly. Lineage: Eukaryota; Dinophyceae; Prorocentrales; Prorocentraceae.